This is a messenger RNA of Fusarium coffeatum, 1917 nucleotides long. RefSeq lists its product as uncharacterized. Gene Ontology annotation, cellular component: membrane. The coding region runs from base 1 to 1917 and encodes 638 amino acids. The transcript is spliced from 2 exons. The record is from RefSeq and is a predicted model, not a curated record. Lineage: Eukaryota; Fungi; Ascomycota; Sordariomycetes; Hypocreales; Nectriaceae. Gene Ontology annotation, biological process: nucleoside transmembrane transport. Gene Ontology annotation, molecular function: nucleoside transmembrane transporter activity; symporter activity.
AUGUCUGUCCAACAACAUACCACAGACCCAGCUUUCGAGCCGGCGCAUCAACACGUCCACCAACAUAACCACCACUCCCCCCGCGCCGCUCACGACGAUGUCACAUACACAACCGGCAACCCAGAAUCCUCCAUCGUCCCCCCUCAACAACAUCGCUCCUCUCUAGACGAAAAGCGCGCCACUCACACUCCCCCCGACUACAGCGAUCAUGAAAAGAACGAAGCAGGCGUCGUUGAUGCCUCCGCUGGUACAAACUCUGAGCGCAGCGCACCUAUUGGCUGGCGCGCAAAGAUCGGCCCCGUGUACAGACAUCGAAGACCCUUGAUUCACAUGGCUGUCUUUUGUAUCUCUACCGCUUGGUGGAUUGCGUCUUUGGUUCUGCACAAGGAUGACAAGAAUUGGGUUGUUCCUUUCCUUGUCUGGCUUGCCAUCACACUCCGAUUGGUGUUUUGGCAUGUUCCUAGUCGCCAUGUCUCCAACGCUAUCAAGUUCGUCUGGAAGAGCUCCGCUGUGAGAAUCUACGAUAUGAUUCCUUCCAAGUUCCGCACUCUUGCUGGCGCUACCGUCGCUGUCGCUGCCAUCCUCGUCGGAUCUUUCGUCUCCGAGGAAUCUGCGGAUAACACCCGCGAGAACCGCGCUGUUAGUCUGCUUGGUAUGGCUGUCUUCAUCUUCAUCCUCUGGGCAACAAGUCGCGAUCGCAAGGCUAUUAACUGGCGCACUGUCAUCGGCGGUAUGCUUACACAGUACGUCAUUGGUCUUUUCGUCCUGCGAACAGGCGUUGGAUACGACAUCUUCAGCUUCAUCGCCGCGCGCGCAGCCGACCUUCUCGGAUUUGCCAGAGAUGGUGUUGCUUUCCUGACCAACCCCGAUGUCGCUGCCACGCCCAACUUCUUCUUCAGCGUCAUCCCCGCCAUCAUCUUCUUCAUCUCCCUCGUCCAGGUUCUCUACUAUAUCGGAUUCAUCCAGUGGUUCAUCAUCAAGUUCGCCACUUUCGUCUUCUGGGGUCUUGGAGUUUCUGGUGCUGAGGCUGUCGUCGCUGCUGCUACGCCUUUCAUCGGACAGGGAGAAUCUGCCAUGCUUGUCCGACCUUUUGUUCCUCACAUGACAAAGGCCGAGCUUCACCAGAUCAUGACCUGUGGUUUCGCCACCAUUUCCGGAUCUACUCUCGUCGGAUACAUUGGUCUCGGUCUGAACCGCGAGGCUCUCGUGUCCUCGUGUAUCAUGUCCAUCCCUGCCUCUCUGGCCAUUUCCAAGAUGCGAUACCCCGAGACCGAGGAGACUCUCACAGCUGGCCGCGUUGUCAUUCCCGACGACGACGAGCACAAGGCUGAGAACGCUCUUCACGCUUUCGCCAAUGGUGCUUGGUUGGGUAUCAAGAUUGCUGGUACCAUUAUUACCUCUCUUCUCUGCAUCAUCGCCUUUGUCGCUUUCAUCAACGGUAUCCUUACCUGGAUCGGCAGCUACAUUAACCUUACCGGCGAGUACGAUCUUACUCUGCAGUUGAUCCUCGGAUACCUUCUCUUCCCCAUCUCUUUCCUCCUCGGUGUCUCUCGCACCAACGGAUCCAACUCCACUGGAGAUAUCCUCCCCGUCGCCCGUCUCAUCGCCCAGAAGAUCAUCACCAACGAGUACAACGCCUUCACUGACCUCACCACCGACGACCCCACCUCCCAAUACUACGGCCUCUCCCCCCGCUCCCAACUCAUCGCCACCUACGCUCUCUGCGGUUUCGGCAACAUUGGCUCCCUGGGUAUUCAGAUUGGUAUUCUCAGCCAGCUCGCCCCCUCUCGAGGAGGUGACGUUGCUCGUCUUGCCGUCUCUGCCCUUAUUUCUGGUGUCCUGGCCACCCUCACCUCCGCCAGUGUCGCUGGUCUUGUCGUCACUACCCAGCUGUCCGACUUUACUCGAAACCAAUGA